Neoarius graeffei (lesser salmon catfish) is the source of this 1497-nucleotide messenger RNA. It is a transcript of the gene onecut2, whose product is annotated as one cut homeobox 2. Gene Ontology annotation, molecular function: DNA-binding transcription factor activity, RNA polymerase II-specific; RNA polymerase II cis-regulatory region sequence-specific DNA binding. Gene Ontology annotation, cellular component: nucleus. Gene Ontology annotation, biological process: regulation of transcription by RNA polymerase II. The record is from RefSeq and is a predicted model, not a curated record. Bases 1 to 1497 code for a protein of 498 amino acids. The transcript has 2 exons. NCBI's taxonomy places the organism in Eukaryota, Metazoa, Chordata, Actinopteri, Siluriformes, Ariidae.
AUGAAGACUGCCUACAACGCCUAUCGAUGCCUGGCCAAGGAGGAUCUGGAUGCUUUCGCCAUGAACCCGGAGAUGACAAUGGACGGCAUGGGCGGCCUGCACGGCGCGCUGAGCGGCCAUGAGCACGAGCUGAUGAGCGGCCACAGCCCGCAUCACGCGCGCAGCAGCAGCACCACCACUUCCACGUCGUCGUCGUCGUUGCGGAUACACCAGGAUCUGGCGUCGCGCUCGGCCAUGGUGUCCGGCAUGGCGACCAUCCUGGAGGGCGCGGGGGAGUACCGAGCCGAGCUGUCUCUGCCGCUCCAUCACGGGAUGAGCAUGAGCGUGCCGUGCGACACGUCGCCCCCCGGUAUGGGCAUGAGUGGCACCUAUACCACGCUGACCCCCUUGCAACCUUUACCGCCUAUUUCCACGGUAUCGGACAAGUUCCACCAUCCUCAUCACCACCACCACCAUCAUCACCACCAUCACCACCACCAGCGGCUCUCGGGCAACGUGAGCGGGAGUUUCACGCUGAUGCGGGACGACCGGGCUCUGCCGGGUAUGAACAACCUCUACAGCGCGUACCAUAAGGACAUGAGCGGCGUGGCGCCGAGCCUGAGCCCGCUCGGUAACGGCUUGGGCUCGGUGCACGGUGCGCAGCAGAGCCUGCACGGCUACGGUGGCAACACCGGCGGCGGCGCUGGCGGCGGCCACGAUAAGAUGCUGGGCACCAACUUUGACGCGCACGCAGCCAUGCUGGCCCGCGGGGACCAACAGCACCUGUCCCGGGGCCUCGGCGGACCCGUGGCCAGCAUGAUGCCGCCGCAUCUAAACGGCAUGCACCCCGGCGCCGCCGUGCAUCACCCACACCCUCAUGCGCCCGUCCUGGCAGCGUCCGGCCGGGACAGGCCGCCCUCCUCCUCUUCCUCCUCCUCCUCCUCCGGUAACGGCGGCGUGGGGGCGCAGCACCAUCAGCAGCAGCAGCUCGAGGAGAUCAACACCAAGGAAGUGGCGCAGCGCAUCACCGCCGAGCUCAAGCGCUACAGCAUCCCGCAGGCCAUCUUCGCUCAGCGCGUGCUGUGCCGCUCGCAGGGCACCCUGUCCGACCUGCUGCGCAACCCCAAGCCGUGGAGUAAACUCAAAUCGGGCCGGGAGACCUUCCGCCGGAUGUGGAAGUGGCUGCAGGAGCCCGAGUUCCAGAGGAUGUCCGCGCUGAGGCUCGCAGAAGCAUGCAAAAGAAAAGAGCAAGACUCCGGCAAGGAGAGGAGCAAUACACCAAAGAAAUCACGCCUGGUUUUCACCGACCUUCAGCGGCGAACGCUAUUGGCCAUCUUCAAAGAGAACAAGCGCCCGUCCAAAGAGAUGCAGCUCACCAUCUCACAGCAGCUGGGACUGGAACUGAGCACUGUUAGCAACUUCUUCAUGAACGCGCGCAGGCGGAGUCUGGACAAAUGGAUGGAUGAAGGCAGUCCCGGCGCAGCCUCGUCCACUUCCAGCACUUGUACCAAAGUCUGA